Penaeus indicus is the source of this 3832-nucleotide messenger RNA. Its product is annotated as 2-oxoglutarate and iron-dependent oxygenase domain-containing protein 3-like. The transcript has 8 exons. Gene Ontology annotation, cellular component: membrane. The coding region runs from base 259 to 1185 and encodes 308 amino acids. NCBI's taxonomy places the organism in Eukaryota, Metazoa, Arthropoda, Malacostraca, Decapoda, Penaeidae. The record is from RefSeq and is a predicted model, not a curated record. Gene Ontology annotation, molecular function: iron ion binding; L-ascorbic acid binding; oxidoreductase activity, acting on paired donors, with incorporation or reduction of molecular oxygen.
CCCUCUGGAUGUAAACAAACCAGCGUCACUGUGAUAAAAAAGUACUACAUUUUAAGACACUCAAAAAUAUUCCUAAAGAAAACCGAUACUAAUAGAACUAAUAUAAAUAAAAGAAAGAAGAGAGAAAAUAGAUUCAGGUGAUAUAGACUAGACAAUAGUCUAAAACCCUAUAAAAGAAGAAAGAAGAAAAGAAGAAGAAGUCACUGUUAACAGGAUAGCAGCAUUUGGCACAUUUAGGAUCUUUCAAAGUUAGCAGAAAUGGCAAAAAUGAGAGGACCACGCAAGUCUCCUGGAACAAAUAAGGCUGAAGUUCCUACUCCCUCCCAGACAACAAGUAGUCCACCAAGACUGCAAAUAGACUGGCGUCGUAUCUUCAUUAGGAUUCUUAUGAUGACUGGUAUUAUGGUUGCUGUCUAUUACACUAAGGCAACAGACUUGGUCACCUUCGUAACACAGAAGGAAGAAGUUCUCAGCCGCUCUGUUGAUAUUAGUUGUUCUGAAGACUAUGCACAGGAGCUUUUGCAUUUUCCUGGUUGUACACCUAGGAAGUGUGGUAGAGUAGUGUUUGACACUCUUGUGAAGCCGUCUGAGGUUGCUGCCUUACUCAACAUAGCAAAGAGAGGACUGUCAAUGGGAGGUUCUACUGGUGGAGCUUCUAUCCUUGACUUGCACUCAGGCGCUCUGUCACAUGGCAAUGCUUUUGUCAAUAUCUUUAAAUUGGAAGAGGCAAGAAACUUAUUCACAGAACAAGACUUCAAAAUAUAUAGUUUUGUCAAAAAUAAGAUUCACAAAGCUAUAGUGGAUCAUUUCGGCAUUGAAAAAAACAGGCUUUACUUAACACAUCCAACCUUCUUCUCUCGCAUCACUCCUGCUCCUCCACAAACAGUUCAUGAUGAGUACUGGCAUCCUCAUGUUGACAAGGAGACUUACGAGUCUUUCCAUUACACAUCAUUAUUAUACCUAACUGAUUAUAGUUAUGACUUUGAGGGUGGACGGUUCAUCUUCAUUGAUAAGGACUCCAACAAAACUGUUGAGCCACGUUCAGGGAGAGUUUCUGCUUUUACCUCUGGGUCUGAGAACCUGCAUCAUGUAGAGAGAGUCACAAAAGGCACCAGGUAUGCUGUGACGGUGUCCUUUACAUGUGACCCCAAGCAUGCUAUUAGUGAUCCUGUUCUGCAAAGGUGACUGCAGUUUGGAGGAAGAAUGCAUUAGAAUUGAGUCCUCAGUAUUUCAGUGUUUCAUUGUAGGUUGAUUUAUGAUUUGGAAAAAGAGUAUAAAAUCCAGAUAAAAAAGAAAGAAAGAAAAAAAAAAAACUUCUGGAAAUAUUUUUUCCUUUUGUUAAAAUUGUUAUUGAAUAUUGCCAGUAUUAGCAUCAAUGUUAGUGUUGAUAUUCAUAUUAAUUUAUGAAUACUGAUGUAAUACAAGGUAAAGUAUCAAUGAUUUGAACUUGCACAAAUAAAGUAUGACAUGACAGAAAAUAUGUGUAUAUCCAUUAGAAUUGGACUAUAAGUGCCCUUUGGAUUUUCAUCAAAAGAAAUGUUCUUGUAACAGGCAGUUUAUCUAAGGAUAAGGAUAAGUCCAAUAUGCGAAGCUGAGCCUUCAGUUUAUCUGUCAGACUUUUCUAGGGAUUUUUUACAAAGUGCAACAACUUUUCAAAAUUACAGAUAUUGCAGUUAUUAGGAUUAUAAAAUGAAACUAUGUGGUUUUUAGUUCUUAAUUUUUUGGUGCAAAAUUUAGGUGCUCAAAUUCCAAAUUAUCAGUAUAUAAAAAGUAUUAUUAUUGCUGGUGAUUUACUAAAGAAAAUCAAUAAAUAUCAUCACCUAAAUAUUAUUGCUAUAAAGAAAUUGUUAACUAAAUUAACUGAACUUGAUCUCUUUUUUCACUGUUAUUCAUUCUUUCUUUUUAUUAUCUUGGAUAAUGAAGUUUCGUUACUCUAGGUUGUAGCAAUCUAUUGAUUUUUCAUCUGGACACUUAUAGCAUUAUUCCUUGGCUUCCCCCUUGGCAAACAUAGUAUUGAUAUUAAAUGUGUUUAGUAAUUCCUAAAUAUUAUGACAUGCAUUGUAGAUGUAAUUAAUUUUAUUAUGCUUAAUUAUAUUUUUGAGAAUAAUAAUAUAAUACAUGUAGCAGACUCCUGGGCAAACAGCAGGAUGGUUGCCAGAAGCCUCCAGAGUCAGUGACACCAAGAAAUUUCUGAUACCGUCAUUAUAGGGAUAUACUUAAUUAACUCAUUGGGUAUUUAUGGACCUAUCAGAAAUUUGUUAUGAUUACAGUACUGGUUAGAUUAAAAACAAAAUUGUAUAUGAGUAUUGACGAUAUUAAUAAUUUCCAAUGAUAACUAUGAAUGAAUGAGUUAAGAUUUCAAAGUAAGGGCUGAACAUCUGUGUCAAAAGAACUGCUAACCUUUUGAACAAAUGCUUUGUGCUCUAGUUUAUUUCAGUAUUGCAUUGCGAUUUGACCAGCUUAAUCACAGUAUUGUCAGGAAGUCAGGAAUUUGCAUUUAUUCUGAAUUACAGGAUAUACAUUUCAAUUCUCUGCAUAGUGUGCAUUCCAAUAUUGUUUAUUGCACCAAGAGAUUCUUGGGUUUAUCCAGACUUAUGGUGAAGGGUUGUGUUGCUUGGGGUUUGGUUUUACUGGUUUGCUGUGAUAUAGUCUGAAAUUCCAUUUUUGUUAAUUUCUUAAUUUUCUUGCUCAGAUACAAUAACUGUAAACAUUUCACCAUGCCUGGUCACAUCUUGUUUGGUUUAACCCAGUGCUGCUGGGCACUGCCCACUGUGAGUUUACUUUAUUAAUUUUUUUUACACAUAGAUGGCUAUACUUGUACUAAGUCACCAAUGAGCCAGUUACCGAGUACUGCCUGUCUCGCCUGUUUACCCUUUUCCUUGAUUUACGAAAAUAUUUGUCAUCUUAUUUCCUGUUAUUAAUGUUUAUAAAAUCAUAGUAUUUAUAAUGUCUGAAAUAAAGAUAGCACCAUCAAUAUUCAUAGCAUUAGUAAAAAUUCAAGGAAAGGUGAAAUCAGGUAAGGUCACAAGGCCCACUGAUUGACUCAUUUGUGGCUAAGCACCAGCAAGCCAUCUAUGUGCAGAGACAUUUCACAAAAAUAUAAAAAAUGAGCACAUCAUUUUCUCGGCAGCAUUGGGUAAACCAUGACAUUGUUAAGUUGUCAUAGCCAUACUGUCACACCAGAUUAAUAUAUUAUUUGUUGAUAGAAAUCCAUGUGAGUUUGGAGAAUUUUUCUUUUGUAUGAAUAUUUAUUGAUUGUUGAUAUUAAGAUAAAGAAAGAGUGAAUGACAUGUUCAGAUGUUCUAGUGGACUUUUGCUUUGUUUAUUGUACUGCAUGUCUCAUAUAAAGUUAGUUUGUAAUCACUUACAAAAAUGCAAUUGAUUACUAGCUGACAUGUGAAUAUGAUCUGUAAUGGAUGGUGAAAAGGCAAUAACAAGCAAGUGUUUUCACUUUGAUUUUCUGAGAAAACCUUUGUUACAUUCCUGGUUAAUGAAUGCAACUGAUUGAUUCAUGUACAAUGCUCAUGUAAGAUAAAAGAAAAAGAAUUAAAAAAUAUAUAUAUUUAUAUAUAUAUGUAUAUGUAUAUGUGUAUAUAUAUAUAUAUAUAUAUAUAUAUAUAUAUAUAUAUAUAUAUAUAUAUAUAUAUAUAUAUAUAUAUAUAUAUAUAUAUAUAUAUAUAUAAAAGAUAAAAAACAAAGUAUACAAGAUAAAAAAGUGACAAUAAAAACAAACAAAUAAUCAAAAGGAUCAACAACUAAGUAAUGUAUUUUAAGUUUACAGUAGAUUUUGUGGGUUACAGCUUUCUAUGAACUGAAUAUAGAUUAGAUAAGU